AUGGCGAGGUCAACUUUCUCUCUCCUUUUCGUUUCGUUUCUCGCGCAGCUUUCAGCAACGUCUGCCACAGAUGCUGCAAAGGCAAGCCCCGUAACUGAACGUGCAGGCACGCCUACCGAUUACUCCUCAGAAGCAUGGUCCAGUCUCUGGUACCAGGUUGGACCGGUCAGUCCUCCUCCUUUUACCACUACAGUGGUCCCAACGCCGGAACCAUCGCACCCGGCGCCGCCAUUUUAUCUGAACACUGGCUCGACGUUCACGCAGGGCAACUUGAGCACCUACCAGCUGCCCAAGGAUUUCGUAUGGGGCGUUGCAUCCGCCUCCUACCAAGUUGAGGGUGCAGUGAUGAACGAGGGCCGUGGGCCCACGAUUUGGGAUCUUCUCACCCAUCGUGUGCCCGGAUGGGUUUCCGAUGGCACGACUGGAGAUAUUACCGAUUUGUUCUACUACAUGUACCCCCAGGAUAUCGCUCGCAUGCAAUCUUUCGGUAUUCCCUACUUCUACCUCACCAUUGCCUGGAGUCGUAUUUUCCCCUUCGGAAAGGGUUACAUCAACGAGGAGGGCCUGAAGCAUUAUGAUGAUGUGCUUCAGAAAUUGGUCGAUGCCGGCAUUAAGCCCAUCGUUGCCCUUUACCACUGGGAUACUCCCCUGGCCCUGAUGAACGAAUACAAUGGCUGGGUUUCAGAGGACAUCGUCGAUGACUUUUUGGCCUAUGCGAAGGUUGUCAUGGCUCGCUGGGACAAGUACGUCCCCAUCUGGAUCACCAUCAACGAGCCUCAGGUGUACUGUGGUGACGGCCAAGGAUACGCUGGAUACCCAGAGGGCUACUGGCCUCAGUACAACAUCACUGGUGAACGUGCCGUCUACUACUGCGGUCACUACAGUCUGCUCGCCCACGCCACAGUUGUUGACUGGUACAAGAACGACUUCAAGGGCCAGGGCCGUGUCACCUUUAAGAACUCCGGAAGCAUGUUGCUACCCAACACCACGUCCACUGAAGACGCUGCCGCUGUUAAGAGAGGCUUCGAUUUCGACCUGGGUUGGUUCAACGACCCCGUCUGGACUACCGGUGACUACCCGGCCUCCAUGAGGGAGACCUUGGGUGACAUGUUGCCAAUGUUCACCCAUGAGCAGUCGCGCAUGUUGCUUGGAUCUUGCGACUUCUUUGCCAUUGACGGCUACUCGACUAGUUUCGCCGGCGCCGUGCCCAACGGCGUUGCUGCAUGCCAGGCCAACUCGUCCGACCCCAACUGGCCCUUGUGCGUUCUGGAGUCCCAGACGACAGCCGAUGGCUGGGACAUCGGCUUUACGGCCGGCAAUGCCGCCAACGCCGGCUGGCUCAAGUCCGUGCCUCAGGGUGUUCGCAUGUUGCUGAACUGGAUCCAAGACACCUACACCGGUCCCAAGGGCAAGGACAUUGUUCUGACCGAGUUCGGUUUCGCCGAGCCUUUCGAGGACGACCUUACCGAGGAACCUGACCGCCGCUACGACCAGCUGCGCCUUGACUACUUCGUCAGCUACCUCAACGCGCUGCUGCAGGCCAAGGUCGAGGAUGGUGUCAAUGUCACCGGUUCCAUUGCCUGGGGUAUCUACGACAACUUCGAGUGGCAGAAUGGUCUGAGUACCCAGUUCGGCCUGCAGAACGUGAACUACACUACUCUUGAGCGGUACCCCGAGGCGUCGUUGUUCGCUUUCACCGACUUCUUCAAGCAGCAUGGUCUCUAG
This is a messenger RNA of Penicillium lagena, 1725 nucleotides long. Its product is annotated as glycoside hydrolase. Gene Ontology annotation, molecular function: beta-glucosidase activity. Bases 1 to 1725 code for a protein of 574 amino acids. Lineage: Eukaryota; Fungi; Ascomycota; Eurotiomycetes; Eurotiales; Aspergillaceae. The transcript has a single exon. Gene Ontology annotation, biological process: carbohydrate metabolic process. The record is from RefSeq and is a predicted model, not a curated record.